AUGGAAGCUCAACUUUCCACCAUUUUGAUCUCUUUUGUGCUCUCCCUCCUACCAUUGUUGCAAUUUUCUUGGGCUGCUCAUAUUGAUGCCAUAACUCCCGACCAACAACUCAAAGAUGAUGGUAACCUUACUACUUUGAUUUCCCCGGGCCAAACAUUUGAGAUAGGCUUCUUCUCUCCCCCCGGAAAUUCAAAGAACAGGUACUUGGGAAUGUGGUACAAGAGGAAGCCUGAAACAAUUGUCUGGAUUGCCAACAGAAACACCCCGCUGACCGAGUCAAAUGGCGAAUUCGCCAUUAAUGAAGGGAAACUUGUUCUUCUCAAUAGCACAAGGAGCGUCAUUUGGUCCCCAAAUGUAUCAAGCAACGUUGCAAAUGGUCCGAUUGCUCUGCUUUUGGACAGGGGAAAUCUGGUGCUUCAAGAGCAAGAAAAUGCGAACAGUGACAUUUAUCUAUGGCAAAGCUUUGAUUAUCCUACUGACACACUCUUAAAUGGCAUGAAGCUUGGAUGGGACUUGAAUACUGGCUUCGAACGAUACUUGACAUCGUGGAAAAGCGCCGAUGAUCCAUCCAGUGGUGAUGUUACUUACAGGAUGAACAUAACCAGUGGGCUGUUUCAAACAUCACUUAAGGUGGAUAUGACUAAAAAAUAUCGGUCGGGGAUAUGGAACGGAAUUCGAUUCAGUGGAGUGAAAGAGCAGCUUGUGCUAACCGUUUUCAAUAUUGUACAUGUAUUUGAUGAGGAUGAGGCAUACCUAAUGGUUAAGCGUACUGACAACUCUUCGAUUUCGCUUGUACAGUUGAAUUAUUCGGGUUUCUUGCAGCAUCUUGUUUUGCUGAAUGAAACUUCUAAAUGGACUGCUAUGUACACAUUGCCAACUGAUGAACAAUGUGAUAGUUAUGGCUACUGCGGUGCUAAUGCAAUGUGUACAAGUGGUCAAUAUCCAGUACUAUGCGACUGUUUGAAGGGCUACACACCAAGCUCUGAAGAAGAAUGGAGAGGUCUAACUUGGUCCAAGGGAUGCAUGAGGAAGACGCCAUUAGGUUGCGAAAAAGGAGAAGGAUUUGCAAAGGUUGCGGCGGUAAAAUUGCCAAACUUGUUGGAUUUUUCAUUUAACAAGAAUAUGAGCCUUAGAGAAUGCAAGGAGGCUUGCUUGAACAACUGUUCUUGUAUCGCUUAUGCUAAUUCUGAUAUCACGAAAGGGGGCAGUGGCUGCUUGAGGUGGUUUGGUGACUUGAUUGAUAUCAGAGAUAUGCCGGAGAAAGGUAGCGAACAAGAUCUCUAUAUACGACUCUCUGCCGCAGAAAUGAAAUCAAUCCGUGAUGCGAAUAAGAAGAAAACACUAAAAGUAAACAAGUGUUUCCAUCACCACUCACUGUCUGAAUAUAUUUCUGAAAAUCAAAUGGAUUGUAUGUCAUGGAUAUUUUACAUGUUUAAACUAAUAGGUAAAAGCAAGGAUGAAGAUGUAGACCUGCCUACAUUUGAUUUGGCUGCAAUUGUUGCUGCUACCAACAACUUUUCCCCAGCAAAUAUUAUAGGAGCUGGUGGAUUCGGUCCUGUCUAUAAGGGGAAACUUUCUACAGGACAAGAUAUUGCAGUGAAGAGACUGUCAAAGAAUUCAGGACAGGGUCUUAAAGAGUUCAAGAAUGAAGUCGAAUUGAUUGUAAAGCUUCAACAUAGGAAUCUUGUUGCUCUUUUGGGUUGUUGUAUUCAAAAAGAAGAAAAGAUAUUGAUCUAUGAGUACAUGCCAAAUAAGAGCUUGGACCAUUACAUCUUUGAUGGCAAAAGAUGCACAACACUGCCGUGGCACAAGCACUUCAACAUUAUCCGAGGCAUUGCAAGAGGUCUUCUUUACCUACACCAAGAUUCUAAACUUCGGAUUGUUCACCGAGAUCUCAAAGCGAGUAAUAUUUUGCUAGACAACAAUCUUGACCCUAAGAUUUCAGAUUUCGGUUUGGCUAGGAUUUUCGGUGAUGAUGAUAGAGAAGAGAAAACAAAAAGAAUUGUUGGAACAUAUGGCUACAUAUCACCAGAGUACGUAAUUGAUGGGAAGUUCUCUGUCAAAUCAGAUGUUUUCAGCUUUGGUGUGGUCAUGUUAGAGACCGUUAGCGGUAAAAAGAAUAGAAGCUUCAAUCACAAAAAUCACCAGCAUAACCUUUUGGGACAUGCAUGGUUGCUGUGGAAUCAAGGCAAAGCCUUGGAUCUAAUGAACGUGUGUUUCAAUGAUUCAUACGUCGAAUCUCAGGUGCUGAGAUGCAUUCAAGUGGGUUUGUUAUGUGUCCAAAAGUUCCCAUACGACAGACCAACAAUGUCGUCCGUGGUUUUCAUGUUGGAAAAUGAGGGAUCUAUCUUGCCUCAACCUAAAGAGCCUGGUUUCUUCAUGGAAAGGAGUUCAAUGGAAGAGGGCUCCACAUCAGAAUAUUCACGUUCUGAAAAUAUAGUGACUGUAACGCUUCCGAGUGGUAGAUAG
This is a messenger RNA of Morus notabilis, 2469 nucleotides long. Its product is annotated as G-type lectin S-receptor-like serine/threonine-protein kinase At4g27290. The transcript has 7 exons. Bases 1 to 2469 code for a protein of 822 amino acids. Gene Ontology annotation, molecular function: ATP binding; protein serine/threonine kinase activity. Gene Ontology annotation, biological process: protein phosphorylation; recognition of pollen. The record is from RefSeq and is a predicted model, not a curated record. Lineage: Eukaryota; Viridiplantae; Streptophyta; Magnoliopsida; Rosales; Moraceae.